AUGGUGAUAGCAGCAGCCACGAAGAAGGAACUUGCUGAGGAAUGUCCAUCUCUCCAUCCUCUUAACAAGGAGUCUCGGACUUUGGAUAGACGUUUGGAUGCCAACCUAAUCUCUGAGGUACCUGAAAACAGUUUUGAGAGCCUACGCUGUUUACGCCACCUUUGGCUGGAUGACAAUGCCCUGAAAGAGAUACCUGUCCAAGCUCUCAGUGAUCUGCCAGCACUUCAGGCCAUGACUUUGGCUCUCAACCAAAUCCGGCAUAUACCUGAUUCUGCAUUCCAGCACCUCAGCAGCCUUGUUGUACUUCAUCUUCACAACAAUAAAAUUCAGAGUCUUGGAACAAAUUGCUUUGAAGGACUACACAGCUUGGAAACACUAGAUUUAAACUACAAUGAACUGACAGAAUUUCCUGUAGCAAUAAGAACACUGGGAAAACUCCAAGAACUGGGCUUUCACAGCAACAACAUCAAAGUAAUACCAGAACAAGCUUUUACUGGAAAUCCACUGCUUCAAACCAUCCACUUCUAUGAUAACCCCAUCCAAUCUGUGGGAAGAUCUGCAUUCCAAAAUUUACCGAAGCUGCAUACGCUAUCACUCAACGGUGCAAUAGAAAUCAAAGAAUUUCCAGAUUUGAAAGGGACCACCAGCUUGGAAAUUCUGACUUUGACAAGAGCUGGUAUCACUGCGCUUCCAAAACAGCUGUGUUUGGAGCUGCCUAAUGUCCGUGUGCUAGAACUGUCUCAUAACCAGAUUCAGGAACUUCCCAGUUUCCAUUUGUGUCAGAAACUCCAAGAAAUAGGUCUCCAGCACAACAGAAUCCGUGAAAUCAGAGCAGACACCUUUUACCAGCUAACAGCACUACGGUCUCUAGACCUGAGUGGGAACGUGAUUGAGUCCAUUCACCCAGAAUCCUUUCUAUCCCUUCGCUCACUCACAAAAUUAGAUCUAACUGAUAACAAGCUUACAGCACUCCCACUAAGUGGACUGGAUGGGCUAACACAUCUGAAACUCCGAGGCAAUCUUGGUUUGGCUGAACUGUUGUUGGACAAUCAUUUUCCCAAGAUGAGAAUCCUAGAGAUGCCCUAUGCGUACCAAUGUUGUGCAUAUGGAGUAUGCAGUGAUUUCUACAAGCAGCCCAAACAAUGGGAAGGAAAUGAAGCAAGUGCCGAUGAGGAAGCAAACAAGAGAACACUGGGACUACUUCAAGCAGCAGCAGCUGAAAUGCACUAUGACUUGGAAAUUGAGGACUUCCAUUCAGACGUAGAAGAUUCAAAGCUGAAUCCCAGUAUUCAGUGUAUACCUACACCAGGUCCAUUUAAACCUUGCAGUCACCUGUUUGAAAGUUGGAUUAUUCGUCUUGGAGUAUGGAUAACUGUGAUUGUGUCUCUGGUAUGUAAUGGCUUGGUGAUCCUAACAGUAUUUGCUUCUCCUGGUUACUUGUCACCAGUGAAGUUUGUGAUUGGCUCUAUCGCUGCUGCCAACAUGCUUACGGGAGUCUACAGUGGUGUUCUGGCUUUUGUGGAUGCAGUAACCUUAGGACAGUUUGCAAAGUAUGGAGCAAGCUGGGAAACUGGAAAUGGCUGCAAAAUCUCAGCAUUUCUGUCUGUUUUUGCUUCAGAAGCAUCCAUCUUGUUCCUGACACUUGCAUCCGUUCAGUGCAGCAUAUCCGUAUCUUGUGCCCGUGCAUAUGGAAAAUCGCCUUCAUUUAAGAGUGUGAAAACUGCUGUCCUGUGCUGUGUGCUGUUAGCUGCUAUAGCUGCAUCGCUUCCUCUUUUUUCAGUUGGAGAAUAUGGAACUUCCCCUCUUUGUCUCCCAUCCCCACUUCCAAAUGGGAAACCUUCUACUCUUGGCUUUUUGCUGGCCUUAGUAAUGAUGAACACCCUUUGUUUCGUGGUCAUCACAGGCACUUACAUCAAGCUGUACUGUGAUCUGGUGAAAGGAGAGUUCGACUCCAUUUGGGACUGUGCUAUGAUCAAGCAUGGUGCCUGGCUCAUUUUUACUAACUGUCUUCUUUAUUGCCCUGUGGCCUUCCUAACCUUCUCUUCCCUCCUGAAACUCUUCUUCAUUAGCCCAGAAGUAAUCAAGUCUGUUUUGCUGCUGGUUACCCCAUUACCUGCAUGUCUGAAUCCACUGCUGUACUUGCUUUUUAACCCACAUUUCAAAGAUGACCUUCGACUUUUGAGACAAAGAGCUAGGCCACAAGAAGAAAACCCAGAACCUUUCACUAGUGAAGACACAGAUAAGAGUUCCUACGAUUCCACACAAGCUCUGGUAACCUUCUCAGAUGUUGACCUGCUGUUUGAUACUGUGGAUGCUCUAGAAGUCAUCGCCAGACAUCCACAAGUUCUUGAAGCAUACAACAUUUCUUCAGUAACUCUCUUCCCAUGCCAGAAAAUAGUGGAGGGCAAGAGACAGGAAGCAAACUAUGCCCCCAAACACUGUUUUGCAGAUGAAGAACUAUUGAUUACUUGUGAAAGUGCAGAACUAGCUCACAAUAGCAACAUUCAGAUCAGCUUUUGUUCGGGUAAUUCAGUCCAUUCCUUUCCAUCUCACCUAUAAUAAGUGGAUCUUACUGACUAUAGUGUCCCCUCCCCAUCAUAAACAGCUGCUCUGCUACUGGACUGCACACUGAAUCCAAACAAACUGCAUGAGAUGUUCCUAGACUGCUUGUAGCACACACCUUCAUCUCAGACUGACUCAUUACUGAGCGAUGUUUCUACACUGAGUGCAACUGUAACAGUACUAUGUACACAAAAGGCACUGUAUCAGGCAACAGACUGUUACCCCUCUUUAACAUCAUUUAACAGUCUAGCCUGAAGAACUUGAUCAAGUUUGACUCAUGACUGUUUGUGAGACUACGUAAUUCAGAAUGUUGUUUCAUAACACUGUGACCCGAUCUUCAGUACAGGAGCUGAGAAUACAACUACGGAAUGUCCCCCUGAAUGUAAAAAUAUUCCUCUGCAGACUGAACU
Molecule: messenger RNA, 2972 nt
Organism: Protopterus annectens (West African lungfish)
Lineage: Eukaryota; Metazoa; Chordata; Ceratodontiformes; Protopteridae
Gene: LGR6
Product: leucine rich repeat containing G protein-coupled receptor 6
Exons: 15
Coding region: 1-2559 (852 amino acids)
Biological process (GO): G protein-coupled receptor signaling pathway
Cellular component (GO): membrane
Molecular function (GO): protein-hormone receptor activity; protein binding; G protein-coupled receptor activity
Source: RefSeq, a predicted model, not a curated record